Zophobas morio is the source of this 3098-nucleotide messenger RNA. RefSeq names its product kelch-like ECH-associated protein 1B (gene Keap1). The transcript has 7 exons. Bases 963 to 2783 code for a protein of 606 amino acids. Lineage: Eukaryota; Metazoa; Arthropoda; Insecta; Coleoptera; Tenebrionidae. The record is from RefSeq and is a predicted model, not a curated record. Gene Ontology annotation, molecular function: protein binding.
CUGUAAUAUUCUGAUGUGUUUUUCGCUUGAAACACAUGUGAUAAUUACAAGAAAAAUUCGUUCUUGACUUCUUGGUCUUGGCGAUUUUGUAGAAGACCUUGAACAGGGGCAAUUCCCCAGUACAAUAUAGAUUAUCAUCUCAAAACAAAUACUUGGGUUCGUAAAAAGAGGGAAUCGUUUUGAACUUUGUACCGUUUACGUACAUGUGAUUACUAUGAAGAGCUUAAAGUUCCUUAAUUGCCGUCGCAAUAAAUGACAAUUCAUGGAUCGUUAAAUGAACCGUAAAUCAUUUCGUUGAAGGGGAAUUACGCGUUGUUCGAGGCAGGAAUGUGGAUUUUGGGCCGGACGUUUCCAAGAAUGGUUUUAGGAUACUUCAAGCAGACAAAUUCUGCAAAGAUUCAGCGAAAGAAUUAGUGCAAAAAUUGUCUACAUUAUUUGACUUUUAACUAGUUGUGUGCUAUAUCAGGAACUUUCACAUUUUCAAAGGAAAUGACAGUGCUAAUAGGAAAUAUAAAUAACUUGUAAUUUCAAUUGAGUUGAUAGAACAUCUGGUCCUCUUAAUUCUAUUAAACUUAUCCUGAUAAUGUUAUCACAUUAUCACACUUCUUAAAUUUUUCCGUGUAGCCCAGCGGUUGGUCGAAUACUUACAAGGAAUCGUCAUAAUUGCAGUUAACAUGUUCUCAUUUUUAUGAUCUCCACAACAAAAUCCUCUAGUGAUAUGGGAGGAUUUGUGAUGUAAUCUCCCGAAUUGUACUUUGUACCCACAUGUUUUUAGUUUGUGUCAAAUCGUAUUUUCGUGUAACCUCUGCCAAGUCUAGUUUCUCCGAAAAAUCUACAUCGUAUUUUCGGAAAAGUUUGCUUUCCCAAAAUGGUUAAGUAUUCAGAAGUAAAGACAAGUUUUAUGACAAACAAGUGACAGUCGAUCUCGUUCUAAACUGGGACAAGCAAUUUAAAGCUGUAGGAUGGACGGUGACGAAGACAGCUACUGCGCUAAGCCACAUUCCCGCCAAAAUGGCGUCCACGUGUCUGAUUUGGGCGACAUGAGUUUCAUGAUGCUGGACUACAUUAAGGAAGCCAUGAAGGCCAUGGACAUGAUGAGGAGCCACCAAAUGCUAACCGACAUAACGCUGGAGGUCGGCCACGAAGUAUUCUACGCCCAUCGGGUGGUCCUCGCCGCCGCUAGUCCUUAUUUCAAGGCGAUGUUCACCGGUGGUCUGAAAGAAUGCGAAAUGACCAGGAUACCUCUCCAGGGCGUAUCGCCAACCGCCAUGGCUAGACUGAUACAUUUCAUGUACACUGGUAGGAUUAGGGUUACGGAAAAUACUGUGUGCCAAUUGUUACCUGCUGCAACAAUGCUACAAGUGACGAACGUAAUACAAGCGUGCUGUGAUUUUUUAGAAAGACAAUUAGACCCGAGCAAUGCUAUCGGAAUCGCUAGUUUCGCUGAGCAACACGGAUGCAUAGAAUUAUGCAAAAAGGCGAAUCAGUACAUAGAACGGCACUUUUGUCAGAUCUGUCAGGAAGAGGAGUUUCUGCAGUUGAGCGCGUUACAGUUAAUCACGUUGAUUAAGAAAGAUGAGCUCAAUGUACAAGACGAGAAGGAGGUGUACAACGCCGUCCUCAAGUGGGUCCGACAUGACGAAGAGAAUAGACAUAAGAAAAUGGAACACAUUUUGAGCGCGGUGCGGUGUCAGUUCUUGCCACCCAAGUUUCUCAAUGACCAAAUGACCAACUGUGAGGUUAUCAAAAAGGCGCCAGCGUGUAGGGAAUACUUAGCUAGAAUAUUCAAGGAUCUGACGUUACACAUACGUACUGUUGUUAAAGAAAGAACACCAAAUAUACCUAGGGUUAUUUAUAUCGCCGGCGGCUAUUAUAGGCAAUCUCUGGACGUUCUAGAGGGAUACAAUAUUGACGAUAAAACGUGGCACAAGUUGGAUAGUCUAACGGUGCCAAGAUCUGGAUUAGGCGGCGCUUUCUUGAAGGGUACUUUCUAUGCCGUCGGUGGCCGAAACAACGCCCCAGGCAACAGCUACGAUUCCGAUUGGGUCGACAAAUACAACCCCGUCAAAGACCAAUGGCGACCGUGCAGCCCCAUGUCCGUACCAAGAAACCGCGUCGGAGUGGCCGUAAUGGACGGUCUCCUCUACGCAGUGGGCGGCAGCGAAGGAUCCAAGUACCACAACAGCGUCGAAUGCUAUGACCCUGACUUGGACCGGUGGACUACAAUAAAACCCAUGCACUUCAAGCGCCUAGCCGUGGGUGUAGCCGUCGUGAACCGCCUUCUCUACGCCAUAGGUGGUUACGAUGGUAUCCAGAGGCACAGCAGUGCCGAAUGCUACCAUCCCGAAAACAACACGUGGUCGAUGAUAGCCCCCAUGCACACCCAGCGUAGCGGGGCGGGUGUGGCCGCGAUCAACCAGUUCAUAUACGUGGUGGGUGGGUACGAUGGGUCGAAACAGUUGAAUACGGUGGAAAGGUACGAUACAGAGAGGGACGUGUGGGAGUUCGUCGCUAGUAUGAAGAUUGCAAGAAGCGCCCUAAGUGUGACGGUGCUGGAUUGCAAAAUAUAUGCAAUGGGUGGAUAUAACGGUCAGGAUUUUCUCGCGAAUGUGGAGAUUUACGAUCCGAUGGGGGAUGCUUGGGAGGACGGAGAACCGCUAACUUCCGGGCGGUCGGGGCACACGAGUGCUGUGUGUUACCAGCCGCCGUGUACUCAGAAAUGUAAAAUUUUGUCGAAUUUGAGUAGCAGUUCGUCUUCGUCGUCUUCUUCCACGGUUAAGUAAAAUAAGACGGAUUAGAUUGUUUGAGAUUAUAUUAGUCCUGACUGAAAACUAAUGUGCAUUUUUUUUGCAUCGAGAGUUGUAUAUCUCAUAUAUGUGAUAAUGUUUGUCUGACGAGUGUAUGUUCUUUUUUCAUUUUGUAAUUAAGUGCAGUUAAUGACCGGUAUUUAAUAAUUUAUUUGUGUAUAUAUUUCGCAUGAGUGAGUUUUCUUAUGAUUUUGUAGAUACUUCCAAAUAAAUUUAAGUCUUUUAUUGUUUGAGAAUUACUGUGAGACAGUAUUUAUAAAUGUUACAAAUAAAACAUUCCCGUUGCCUUAA